AGAUUAGAUCCCACUCCUUAACUAGCAACCCCUACCAUGGCCGCGCCAUUCACCCCGCUGAACCUCGACGAAGAAGCAAGACUAUACACAACGAAUGCUGAACGGGAAAAAUAUGGACUCCUUGCUACACUCUUUGGCAUCAUUGUCGCUCUGGACUAUCUUGAACGGGCGUAUGUACGAGAUUCGGUUACAGCAGCCGAAGGUACUCUCCAGCAUGUACAAGGUUACUAUCACAAUAUAAGACCAUGCUGAAGCUGGUUGGCGAUGCCGUGCCUUCAAUAGAGGAAUUUAUGAACCGAUAUCGCAUGGAUCAUCCAGCAGCUUUGCAUCGACUUAGAGUCGGAGUUCCUGCUACGGUGGAGCAUUCUAGUGAAGCCGGCCCAGAAACCGGUAAAUGGGUGGCAGAGACCACGCAGAGUUUUAUUACGUUCAUGGACGCACUUAAGCUUCGGCUGCGGGCCAAAGACCAGCUGCAUCCCAUCUUACAGGAACUUGUGACCGGUUAUGCCCGCUUUAAGGGCAGUAAGGACUGGGAGGGUCGAAGUAAAAUGGUUGGAUGGUUGAUCACGCUGAAUGGCAUGAAAGCCUCGGAAGAGAUCACCGAGGAGCAAUCACGACAGCUUCUCUUUGAUAUUGAGCAUGCCUACGCAGAGUUCUUCAGGAGCUUAAGCAGCAAAGACUAGAUGCACCUGGACUGAUUUCUUAGGAUUGCUUCUCUCUGCAUGUAGAAACCUACUUGGGAGCUGUCUAUAUAUACCACUGUAUUACUACGGCUACACUGUUUACUCUUUUUCUUCUUCCUAAUUUUGUAUUGUGAGUACUUUACACACAGCCUAGUAUCUACAUUUGUUCCUUUACAUAUACAUCGCCCAUUGUCGUUUGAAU
Molecule: messenger RNA, 885 nt
Organism: Somion occarium
Lineage: Eukaryota; Fungi; Basidiomycota; Agaricomycetes; Polyporales; Cerrenaceae
Source: the annotation of a GenBank genome assembly